Paecilomyces variotii is the source of this 1946-nucleotide messenger RNA. RefSeq names its product putative bZIP transcription factor. Bases 272 to 1849 code for a protein of 525 amino acids. Gene Ontology annotation, molecular function: RNA polymerase II cis-regulatory region sequence-specific DNA binding; DNA-binding transcription factor activity, RNA polymerase II-specific. The transcript is spliced from 4 exons. Gene Ontology annotation, biological process: regulation of transcription by RNA polymerase II. The record is from RefSeq and is a predicted model, not a curated record. Lineage: Eukaryota; Fungi; Ascomycota; Eurotiomycetes; Eurotiales; Thermoascaceae.
CUCUUAAGACUUAAGCCUCUUCCGCCCGACUACGUCACCAACUCUCCUUCCCUUCCAAUUCCAAUUGUGCUGGUACUGCAAAAAAAAAUAUCAUCCCCGACUCCCAAAACGGUGCGAACCCGAUCCUCUCCAGCGUCCGGCCGCUCAGUGUUGGAGUCUGGUCUUUCUUUUCUAUCUCGACUUCCCUCCUGCUGCUGUCAUCGCCACACAACUCUCGCUCGUCCGUCGUUGACGCACCGUCGUCAGUCUCUGAUCACGCCCAACCCCGACGAUGUCCGCUGCCGUCGCCCAUAGGGCUUCACCGCAUCUCUCCCAUCCUGCGUCAAGUACAUCCACCCCAAUGGACUCGAAAAAGAACACGUUCAAGUCAGAAGAGGAUGCGAAGGAAUCUUCAUCUCUUCUGACUGACAACAAUACGCCUGCUACGGAUACCAAGUCGACAGAUAAUAAAGAUUCCAAAACGGAUGACUCGUCGCUGGCACCGCCUCCACGGCCAGCGGUGACCACUGCGACAGACACCCCCGACUACUUCAACUCGGUGCACAACCCAUUCGCCCUGGAGCCCAAUCCCUUCGAACAGUCCUUCAGUAGUACCAGCGCGGAGACUCCUGGGAAAUCGCUGCUGCCGCCUGUCGCAGCGCUCACGUCGCCGGCCUUGCCUGGAGCGAGUUCCGCAAGUGGUUACAAUUGGACCAAUUCUCUCCGCUCCGGGCCGCUGAGCCCAGCGAUGCUGGCGGGCCCAACGAGCGGAACAGACUACUUUGACAGCAUCGCGCGCGGUUUCCCCACGCCUAACGAGUCCUCGCUGCGAACUGGACUGACCCCCGGUGGUGGGGGAUCGAUGUUCCCUGCCCCGAGCCCCAACUCACAGGCGAUUCUACAACAACUGCAGAGCGGUGGUGCGACUCCGUCGACUCUCGAGUUCCACCGCACGGCUUUGAACGCGGCUAAAAAGAGCGGCCUCAAUGCGCCCACCUCGAACCCGACGACGGAGCCUACUCCUCUCAACCAGAUGACCACGAUGGAUACGAAGACUACUCAGCCGGCGGUUGUGGACCCCUUCACCCACCAUGAUGCAGCCGAUGCUGCUAACGGUCUCUUCAUGCUUGCCAAAGGAGGCCAGGCCGGCAACCAAUUCUCCGUUUCCAACCAAUCGUCCAUUCCCCCGCAGACCAUUCAGAAUGCUGGCCCCGAAGAAUCUUCGGGCGUUGCGAUCAAGCGUGACUCUCAUGUCAAUGGUUCCAUUAGCAGCGGCCGUGAAAUGAGUGCCUCGAUCUCCGAUAGCCAGGGUGAACAGGCUAAGCCGGCAGCCAAGGGCAAAGGAAAGAAGAACACGUCAACAAAGGCCACGAAUUCCUCGACUAGACGGAAGGCUGAAGACUCGCCCGCUAAUAAGGGCUCUAAUAAGAGACAGAAGGGUAACAGCGGUUCCGCCAAUGGCGGAUCUCAUGAGCCCGAGUCUGAUGAAGAAGACCGAUCUCAGCAGACUGAUAACAAGAAGAUGACUGAUGAGGAGAAGCGGAGGAACUUCUUGGAGAGGAAUCGUGUUGCCGCCCUCAAGUGUCGUCAGCGCAAGAAGCAGUGGCUCGCAAACCUCCAGGCCAAGGUGGAAGCCUUUACGUCAGAGAACGAUGUGCUCACAGCGACAGUCACUCAGCUGCGAGAAGAGAUUGUCAACCUCAAGACCCUGCUCUUGGCUCACAAAGAUUGCCCCGUCUCUCAGGCUCAGGGACUCGGUCCCCUAUUGAUGAACGGCAUGUCCGCUGGAUUCGACCCACAUCCGUACAACAUCGCCGGCAGCAUGGCAAUGCCGCCGGGGGCCCAGAUUCCUCAGGGCAUUCGCAGAUAGCCAUCAACUUCUCCCCAUAUGAUGAACGGUCAACGCGUAACGAACGUCAAAAGUACUUAAUUUUGACAACUAAAUUUUGCUUCACAGGGGCGAGGCG